AUGGACAGGGUGUCAGUGUUCUCUAGCACUAUAGAAAGGUCGCAACUUAGACGCGGCGAUCACAUUUACGUCUGGCGCUACAUGUACUCCCAUCAUGGAAUCUACGAAAGCGACGAGAAGGUCAUCCAGUUCACCAGCGCUUUAUCGCUGUCCUCCAUAGUUGAUGGAACCUGCAGCAGGUGCAGUAACGCUAAGCGUGGAGGCGGCGUCAUGGUCUGCUGCCUUAACUGCUUCCUGGAAGGAAGAAAUGAACUUAAACUCUUCGUCUACUCGGUGUCUUGGUGGUUCUAUAGCAUGAGCAAUACUGGUGUUCUUCAAGACACCUGCUCCAUGGAAGAUGAAGACCCCCCCGAGACGGUCUUGCGCCGCGCCAACGAACUGCUCUUGCGCCCCUACUUAUUCGGCUUCGGAUUAAGCAGCUACGACGCUGUGGUCAAUAACUGCUUCGACUUUGCCUUUUACUGCAAGACAGGGCGCCGGUAUCGUUUACUAGCAGAGAUGAUUGUUGAGCCCUCCACUAUUUCUGCGCAAGAGCUGCGCAGCGCUAUUCGUCGCUGGCUCUUUUGA
Molecule: messenger RNA, 567 nt
Organism: Miscanthus lutarioriparius
Lineage: Eukaryota; Viridiplantae; Streptophyta; Magnoliopsida; Poales; Poaceae
Source: the annotation of a GenBank genome assembly